AUGUCCCGACGUAGCGCCCGAAUAUCGAGCGUCUCGCAAGCCUCCAGCGCAUUCCAGAGCUCCAACGCCGCCGACACUGAUGAUGCCGCGCCGCCCUUCUUCAACACCACCUUCUCCACGCAUUCCGUGUCGCCGCUCUACGUUGGGCCCGGCGGCCUGACCCCGGUUCGCCUCGAGCUCCUCGGCCGCCGCCUGCGCGAUGUCCUGGUCGGGGACGUGGUGCGCGGGAUCCAGAUCGGGCUGGAAUCGUCUCUGACGCCCGGCGGCCAGGUCGGGCCUCUGCGGUCGGUCAAGCUGCGGUGGUUCGAUGCCAGGGCAGUCCUGGGGAGCGCGACCGACUUCCAGGGAGAGGGAGGUACGUGGGAGGAGCUGUCGGACGAGGAGAAGCGAGGGCUGUGGAUCCAGAUACGGCAUGAGAAUGCGGCCUACGUUGCGAUCCUGAUGCCGGGAUCGGCUGGGCAAGGGGAGCUGGGCAGGUCUUCUUGGGAGAUGUACCCGGGUCAGGAGCAGACGGGCAAGAAGCUCGACAAUGACAGCUUUCUCCGGCUGCCUUUGUUGUUGCUGCGCAUGCCUGCUGCUUUGAAGAACGUGAUCGGCGAGUGGCUGGCGACGACGUUUGACUGUCGGGUGAGCAGGCUUGCUCUGGGGACUAGGACGAUCACGGCAGUGUGGGAGGAUUGGAUCCAGACGGUUGGGCUCUCACCACGAGGUCCGGACUUUGUCAUAACGUUGGGCUUCAAUGCACCUCUCCCAGACCCGGAUCAGAGCGACGAAGAGGACGGAGGCAAGAAAACAUCAACGCAAUCAGGGCUCAGAACGAUGGAUAUUAUGAUUCAACCGAAAGAUCUACAAAGACUUGUCCGUGUGGGGAAAACACUCGAGAAGAAGAAGACAGACGCAGCAUGGGAGACGGACCCUCGUGAACGCCGGCGGCUCGCAGGACCCAACAACGACAACGGGUGGGCUUGGAGGUUCGAGGAGGGGGCCCAGAGCCAGCCCUUUCUUGAGGCGUUGGCCACCUACAUCGACCAUCACCUGGCCCUCGACAUGUUCCACCCUUCUGUCCGAGUAGAGCAGAUAUCAUGCGGCGGGUUCGUGCUGGGCCAGAGCCGGCUCAAGGUCGUCCAGCAGGGCGAGUUGACCGAGAAGUUAUCCCAGGCAGCCUGGCUAUUCGUCACCAGGCUCGGGAAUCGCGUCCGCGGCGACCAUACGCCCAUGCUCUUCGGUUGA
Molecule: messenger RNA, 1230 nt
Organism: Clonostachys solani
Lineage: Eukaryota; Fungi; Ascomycota; Sordariomycetes; Hypocreales; Bionectriaceae
Source: the annotation of a GenBank genome assembly